AAUUAUUGAAAAUGGAGCAUUAUUCAACUAUCGAACACGGAACUGAAGGUUCUCGUGAAGUAGAAGAAAUGUAUUAUGAAGGUCUUUCCAAGAAGACUCUUGAUAAGGAAGAUAGAUUUGGAAUAAACGCAAUUGUAGAGAAUGUUUCCAAACCAUACAGCAGCUACUCCUCUCCCGCUAUUAUAACUUAUGGAACUAAUUUCAAAGAGAGGAAGCUACAGAAUGAUUGUUUGUGAUACAAAUAAAGAAGAAGGCAAAGGUAGCUGCAUUGACAUAGAAGAUGAGACAUAUGCUGAAGUUUACUUCUACUUCAAAUAUAAAAAGGUUAUUGACAUGAUGUAUCCCAGAAUUCAUAUCUGUAGUGAAGAUCAGAGGGAAUUUUUAGUCGAAGAAUUAGGCAAGAGAAAAAAUAAAUAUGAGGUAUUCAAGCUAAUUUUCAUUCAUGAAAAAUAACUGUUUGGCUUGAAAAUUCAGAAAGAGCUUUGCUGGGUUACCGAUCGUCCUCACUCCAAAAAAAAGAGAAAAGAUAUGCCUUUCGACUUGUUGUUUCAUUGUGGAUAAGAAUAAAAAUAUAUGCAUUUGUAGAAGAAUUCCAAAACCUGAGAAGCUAGCAGGUUGGGGAGUUCCAGGAAAAGGAGCAGUCAGCAAUAAAGAAAUGAGAGCUGAUAUGGUAGAAAACUUGAAGAAAGAUAUUGGAUUGACUAUUACAAUGUCAGUUAGGAAGGGCUCUGAGACAAAGUUCUUUUAUGAAGGAGAUCGAGUAAUCUUUGAGCCAAAGUAUCUUCAUCAGUGCGUCAAAGAUAGACAUAACUAUGAAAGUCUUAGCAUUAGCUCUCAUGAAUUGAUUCUAUACUACUAUAUGCAAAUUCCAGAGGCCCAUGAGAACAUUAACUUGGUAAUGAGCAACAUUGAGACUGAUUGCAUUGCUUGGAUCUCAGCUGAAAAUCUGAAAUCAAUAUUAUCAAAGAAAAAUAAAUCAAAACUGUUUAGCUGUAGUAUGAUAAAGCAUAAGAAGAAUACAAGAAAGAAGAUUGAAUUCAGCACUUUAUUCCCUUACUAUCCAAACGAAUAUUCAGGAGAAGGAAUAGUAAAGGAAGAUGCAUACGCCUUUUUAUACUUGGUUGACCAUCUAGAUGAUAUUUUCGAAGAAUCUGAAUAAGGAC
This is a messenger RNA of Moneuplotes crassus, 1163 nucleotides long. The record is from the annotation of a GenBank genome assembly. NCBI's taxonomy places the organism in Eukaryota, Ciliophora, Spirotrichea, Euplotida, Euplotidae.